UCCCGGUCUCACAGCGGUGGGAGGAUGAGGGAAGACUAAAGACAUGGGACCGCACAUCUUCUGCAUGCGACACAGAACCUGAAACCCAAAUGCUACUGCUGGACUUUCUAAUGCUACGGAGAAACUCAAAAACUUUGAGGCGUCAAGGAUGUUCUUCUCAGAUGGGACUCUCUCAGCCGUCACUUGUGCGCUCCUGUUGGGAAUAACGUGUAUGACCGGACUCUGCGACCUCACGAAAGGCUCUUCAGACUUCACAGGUUACCUGUCCAAAGUGUUGAGGAAUUAUACGGAGCAGGCCUGUGACGGAGACUUCUUAUCUGUUCGCUGCCCGCCCCGCACCACCAUCACCGUCCAAUCAGCUUUUUAUGGAAGAAGAGGCGCCUCUGACCCCCAACAGUGUCCUCAGACCUACCAGGCCCUCCUAAGUUCUUAUAACGCUCGGGAGGAUGAUCGAUAUUGUUCUGUGUCCACUGCACUACAGAAAAUGCUGGACGAGUGCCAGGACAGAAGGAGCUGUCAAGUCCUUGUCAACAGCCGUGUGUUUGGGACAGACCAGUGUCCUGGCAGCAGUAAAUACCUCAUUGUCUGGUACAAAUGCAGACCUAACGAGUAUAAGAGCAAGGUGGUCUGUGAGGAGGAGAGGAUGAGGCUGAGCUGCAAACGGGGCAUGCAGAUCGCUGUUUACUCCGCCAUGUUCGGCCGAACUCUACAGGGCACCCUGGAGUGUCCCCUGCACCACAGGAGGGCCCCGUCAGUAGACUGCCAGUCGUCUGUGGCUCUGCAGGUUCUAACCGCCCGCUGCCAGGGAAAGAAAAGCUGCCUGGUUCGAGCCUCCACUAGAGACUUUGGAGAUCCGUGUUACUCUGGCACCAGGAAGUACCUCAGUGUCAUCUACACCUGUGUCCCAAAGAAGUUGCUCAAGGAGCAGGGACCCAGACCGCCGGUGUACUCCCCUCCCCCCAGUGCCCAUGACCCCAACAUAGUGGGAGACAGCCCUCCGGAGGGGAGCUCAGUCAAAAGCCCUGACACUGUUGCAGAUAGGAAGAAGGUUAGGGAGACAAACCCCAACGAGGAGAAGUUUUCAGAAACAGGAGGAGGAGGAGAAAGACCUCUACGGCCCAGAGGCAUGAAUCCCAUUAUCAACUCCACCUCUAGCACCAAGAUGGCCCUCAUCAGCAACGCACUGGCAGCCUACACUUACGUAUCAGACCACCCAGAGAGGGCAGCGCUCUUCUUCGUCUGCGGUGUGUGUUUGGGCCUCUUCCUCACACUCUUUGCCCUGGUGGUCCAGAUCUCCUGUCGCACUGACUGCCAACCCCGCCAGCGGCCACCUGCCAAGAAACGAGCACGCCCUGCGGACUCGUCCUCCGAUUCCAGUGACUCGGACUCAGACUGGGACAAUACCUCAGACUUGUCAGCACGGCGGCACCGGCGAUUCGAACGCACACUUAACAUGAAUGUGUUCACGUCAGCAGAAGAGCUGGAAAGAGCGCAGAGGCUCGAGGAGAGGGAGCGAAUCAUCCGAGAGAUCUGGAUGAACGGGCAACCUGACAUCCCCGGGACACGGAGCCUCAAUCGGUAUUACUGAGGACUGCUAAGGGGCUUUUUUGUAGAAAGCUUGCUUGAAUUUAGGACGCACUUGGUUUAGAAGGGGCAAGAGACAUGGCCCUUAUGAAGCUUUAUAAGCAAGCAUGCAAAAGCAACUCCCACUGAUGAGAACAGUGGAAGGUAUUGGAGAGUUGGGAAGAAAUUCCUCCCUCGCUGCUGGUUUGCAUAUUCUUCUGGGUAUCAUAAGCUAUACCCCAUUCAGUAAGAGAAUAAGCUCCACCUGUGCAUGGUAAGCUCACCUUUUAGCUGCCUCUUUCUGUCGGAAGCGAGGGGUGAAAGGUUACACUGCCUUGCCUGUGACCUCAGCAGGCCUUUUUGAAGUGGGGAUUUAUGGGUUAGCUGCCUUAGACACACAUUGGUCUGUAGCGACUACAUGGUGGCUGAAGGACCAAGGCCUCAGAUGGGUCUGUUUUAUACAGAACGUCAGGCAGCUGCAAGACUCUGACACUUGGAGCUUUAUGCUCAGUACCCUCCAGUAUUCAAAUGUGGACUUUACAGAGGGGCAGCAUUAAGCAGAAAAAAGUACUGGACAGUGGGACAAUGUAAGACAAUCUUUCCACAGUGAAUAACCAUGCUGCCUUUUGAACUUUAUAAAACCAAAAUAUAUUUUUGGGGGAAUUCAUCUCAACCCUGAAAUCUAUUUUAUAAUUUAAUAGUUUAUUGUUGUGUAUUUUUGUUCUCAAGUAUGGUUUAUUAUGAGAUAUUUUUAUACUUGGCGAAGGUUGUCUGGCACCUCAGGGAUGCAAUCCUAGUGUUUCUGUGUUUGGUUGAUGUACUUUCUUCCUAAGAAGGGGAUCGGCCCAUUUAAACAGCUAUGUCAGCAUUUAAAGAAAGAAUUACAAAUAUCAUAUAAAGAGCCUCAAAGAGGCUUGGUGAUUUAUCCUUAUUUUUGAUACAGUAUGUUUAAUUCAUAGUGCUGUGCCUUUUCUAGCUAUUAAGUCACUGUUGUCACAAGUGCAGCUAGUGUAUAACUCAAUAACUGGUCAAAUGAUUUGUUCAUUGGAUAUCCCAAAUUUUCUUGUCAUAUAUGUAUUCCCUUUUAUCAUUACUGUUGCUUUGCUGAAGUGGAGUAUGUGUAAAAUCGCAAUGUCUCUGUUACACGUUGCACUUGCUGUCUCUCUAGAUCUAAAUGUAAUUUGGUACCAGUGAAUUUGCUAGAAAUAUUUUUUCUUGUCCUCACUCAUAGAAAACGGUGCAAAUUUCAGGUCAUAUGUCAAUCGUGCCCUCAUUUCAAAGAUGCCAGUGGUAAACCAGAUGCUUGUGGUAUUCGCUGCUCAUGGCCAUCUGGAGAAGGAACCAGUGCUGACAAAAGGUUCACAGUGGACAUUCAAACUGUGUCUCUUAAAUAAUGUUGCCAGUUUAAUAAAUAAGCUAUUGUCAAUCCAGUUGUGUUUUGCUUUGCCCUGGAUUCGUAGAAAUAUCAUCGUAGAAAUAAUUAUACUUUUCAGAAAAAAGCUUGGUAUUUUCCUGACUGAGAGUUUAAUUGAGAGUACACAGGAUAUAUUAGGGUCAUGCACAUAAGGACUGCCACUAUAUAUAGCUUUUAUAAAGACAGUUCUUGUGUUUAAAUUUGAAUGGGAUUACGAUGUGCCAAUAGCUGGUAAAGUGAGACCAAAAUAUGACUCCUGCGCUUGGAAUAAACUGUGUUCAAAAAUAA
Messenger RNA from Micropterus dolomieu (smallmouth bass), 3265 nucleotides. It is a transcript of the gene eva1aa, whose product is annotated as protein eva-1 homolog A. Gene Ontology annotation, molecular function: carbohydrate binding. The record is from RefSeq and is a predicted model, not a curated record. Lineage: Eukaryota; Metazoa; Chordata; Actinopteri; Centrarchiformes; Centrarchidae. The coding region runs from base 149 to 1588 and encodes 479 amino acids. The transcript is spliced from 8 exons.